AUGGAAGAUCUUCAGAGUGAGCAAGAGAGGGUAGCACGACGCCACCAUCGUGAGAAGAGUGAACUUCAGGCCCUUAUCCAAGACAUGAAAAACUCAGUACCCAAGAGCGACAAGAGGAGAAGGAAGCAGAUGCACCUCGAAGUGGCCCGCCUCCAGGCCGAGAUGGAACAGAAACACCAGAAGGAGUUGGAGCAGUUCCAGGAUAAUCUUUCUGACAGCAGCGAUCUCGACUUGGUCACUGAAGAUCUGGCCAAGAUGGAUCUGGAGAACCAACCUCCCUGCAUGUCGAGAAUGCAAAGGUGCGACAGAAGGGCGAUUAUGGAGAGAGAAUGCCAAGAGAUGAUCGCUGAGGAGGAAAUGGAGCACCUGACUAGCUUCCGUCGUGAGGAGGAGGAGAAGGUGGCUGUUAUCCUGUCGGCCAAGCAUUUAGAGAUGAAAAAUAUACCCGCUGAUGGCCACUGCAUGUAUCGUGCUAUCCAAGACCAGCUAAUGUUCUAUGUGUCUGUGGAGAGUCUGAGAAGCCGCACUUCGAAGUACAUGCGUCGUCACAUGGAAGAGUUCCUGCCUUUCUUCAGCAAUCCGGAAUCCGAAGACGGCAAUAACCGAGAAGAUUUCUUAAGGUACUGCGACGAUAUCGUGUGCACCCCUGCAUGGGGAGGCCAGCUGGAGCUGAGGGCGCUGUCUCAUGUCCUGAAGACCCCCAUUGAGGUAAUUCAAGCAGAGUCACCCAUGAUUGUCAUCGGAGAAGAGUACAGCAAGAAGCCGAUCACCCUCGUCUUCCUGCACUACGCUUGCAGCAUUGGGGAGCACUACAAUUCUGUGAAGCCCAUAACUGCGGGCGCCGUCGGGGGCUCCACCCCAAGACUUUUCUAG
This is a messenger RNA of Sorex araneus (European shrew), 873 nucleotides long. It is a transcript of the gene OTUD6A, whose product is annotated as OTU deubiquitinase 6A. The record is from RefSeq and is a predicted model, not a curated record. NCBI's taxonomy places the organism in Eukaryota, Metazoa, Chordata, Mammalia, Eulipotyphla, Soricidae. Bases 1 to 873 code for a protein of 290 amino acids. Gene Ontology annotation, biological process: protein K27-linked deubiquitination; protein K29-linked deubiquitination; protein K33-linked deubiquitination. Gene Ontology annotation, molecular function: cysteine-type deubiquitinase activity. The transcript has a single exon.